Moneuplotes crassus is the source of this 417-nucleotide messenger RNA. NCBI's taxonomy places the organism in Eukaryota, Ciliophora, Spirotrichea, Euplotida, Euplotidae. The record is from the annotation of a GenBank genome assembly.
GAUCCUGACGAGAAAGUAAACUUAGACCCUGACCUAUAUUCCUCAGCAGUUGAAGCAACCAGGAAUAUUCUGGACUUCAGCUACUACUACAUGGGCGAGAAAGCAUUUCUUGCUCUGGUUGAUGUCAUUGAGGAAGAGAAAGGAGUUCAAGCUUUAAAGCUACAAGGUAACAAUCUCACUGAUAAAUGUGUUAUUGCCUUAUGAAGAAUGUUAGAAGAUGUGCAUCAUAAAGACCUUGAAUACCUUGACUUGUCGGAAAAUCCAAGCCUCACUGAUGAAACAGCAAGUGCCUUAGCGUCUUUAGUAACCAGAUUGCCAAAUCUUGCACAGGUAAGGCUCCAGGAAUGUCCAAGAGUGAGCAAGCAGAAGAUGAAUGUUCUUGAACUCAAAGUUGAUGAAAAAAUAUUAAAUGCAUAA